CGAUAAUAUAAAUAGGCUAUCUUGAAUUAAUUAGGCUGGCUUAACUCUGCAUUUUAUUUAGGUGAUUUCAGGUGAUUUUCCUAAUUCUAAUUCCUAAUUGUUAGAUUUAUUUUUCCGGAUUUAUUCAUCGCCAAAAUGCCGUUGCCAGCUGCGUUGGCUGCCAAGUUGGCAAAAAGAGGAUUGUUAAAGUCUUCUGCCAGUUCUGAUCCUGUUGAGGAGGUGAUUGCAGAGGAUUACGACGACUCAUCGUCAUCCACCCAGCUCAGCAGACCCAAAAAAAGAAUUACUGAAGUUAGGAGUGAUCACUCAACAUUAAAAGUAAUAGACAAAUCCAAGAACGACAGUCACGAAGAUGCCAACAACGAUGACAACAACGAAAGUGAACUCAUUCAUAAAAUCACUGCCUGCCCCAACAUAGCCAACCCCUACCACAGUUGUGUCGAGUUUUGUACAAAAAAAUGGGGCUAUAAAUUAUUCAAGCCUGAUACGGUGAUGUUAGUGAAGAAAGAAAAGAUGCUGUCGAAAUAUCCAAUCCCCAAUGGGUGGGAAGAAGUGGGUGACCCGAUGACUGGUCGAUAUUACUAUUGGAAUACGAUGACUGACGAAGUUUCUUGGCUACCCCCUGGCCAUCCAAGAGGCAAUGUCACACUUCCUGCUGAAAGAUUGAAAGAGCUGAACACUCCGAUGAACGAGAGGUUGAAGAAAAGAAAGAUUAACAGGAGAGAUUCGGAUGGAGAGGCAUCAGUUGAGGAGGAUGAUGAUGAGGAGGAGGAGGAUGUCGAGGGAACUGAGGCUGAUGACUCUGAUCUGGAACGAGAAAGGAACAGACUGAAGAACAAAAAAGGUAGGAAGCAGGAUGAACUCGAUCCGAUGGACCCAGCUUCGUAUUCGGAUGUGCCAAGGGGAGAUUGGAACACUGGCCUGGACCAGCGUGGAAAUGCCAAAACCGGAGUGGAUGUGACCGCCUCUGGGCCCCUCUUCCAGCAAAGACCCUACCCCAGUCCAGGGGCAGUCCUUAGAAUUAAUAAGGGGGUAACUAAAGAGAAGAAAUAAUGAGGUCGGAUGGUGAUGAGAUAGAGGCGGGAAGGGGUAAAAUUGGGGUAUAAUUAAAAGGUUAUAGGUCAUUCUCUUUUGCACUAGGGGCUGUCUGCACUGCAGAAUUAAGAUGGGGCUCACCGAAGAGGAAGAAAAAAAAUGAAGAUGGUUGUGACGUCAUUCUAUGACGUCAUUAUAACCGUUUUUUUUUGUUAUUGUUUAUGUUUACGUAGGUGUACCAAAGAGUAUAUAUAUUGGAUUGGUACUUGUUGGAUUUCGUUCGUCACUAAUUUUAAUUUUUACGAUUCAAUAAAAUUAAUUUAAAUGUUCAUGAAAUUAAUCCAUUUUGUGGCAUAAAAUCUGAAAAAAUCAUAACGUGUUUAAUUAUGUAAUGUAUGUAUGAAUGAAUGUAUGAAUGAAUGAAUGAAAGAAUGAAUGAACGAAUGAAUUUUCAACAAUGUAACAUGUUAUAUAUUACGGUAACAUGAACUUCUGUCGUUAUGAUAGUUUGAGAUUUUCGUUCUUAACAUUUUUAAACUUGCAGAAAUGAAAAAUUUCAUCCUUUAAGAUGUUUCAAAUGUUUUUUUUAUCUGAGUGUGUAAUUUUAAUUUGGUUAAAGUGUUGAAAUGAUAAUGAAUGAAUGAAUGAAUGAAUGAAUGAAUGAAUGAAUGAAUGAAUGAAUGAAUGAAUGAAUGGAUGAAAAAAUGAGCGAAAUAAUUAUACAAGUAUGAAAAAAGGUUUCUUUUAACGUU
Molecule: messenger RNA, 1787 nt
Organism: Helobdella robusta
Lineage: Eukaryota; Metazoa; Annelida; Clitellata; Rhynchobdellida; Glossiphoniidae
Exons: 8
Coding region: 136-1053 (305 amino acids)
Biological process (GO): alternative mRNA splicing, via spliceosome
Cellular component (GO): nuclear body; cytoplasm
Molecular function (GO): protein binding; ribonucleoprotein complex binding
Source: RefSeq, a predicted model, not a curated record